Messenger RNA from Drosophila hydei, 2194 nucleotides. It is a transcript of the gene Rph, whose product is annotated as rabphilin-3A. The coding region runs from base 174 to 2180 and encodes 668 amino acids. The transcript has 4 exons. NCBI's taxonomy places the organism in Eukaryota, Metazoa, Arthropoda, Insecta, Diptera, Drosophilidae. Gene Ontology annotation, molecular function: small GTPase binding. Gene Ontology annotation, biological process: intracellular protein transport. The record is from RefSeq and is a predicted model, not a curated record. Gene Ontology annotation, cellular component: membrane.
UUGUUUUGUUGUUGCUUGUUGCCUGCAUCCGGUAAACAACAAUUAAAAUAAACAAGAAGAAUAAGCGAGCUUGCUGUCAGGCAAGCUUACAGGCUGUUUAUUUUUUUAAACAAUAUUUUUUUCGUGCAUACGUGUAAAAAGCAUAAUGUUGCAUUAUCUAUAUAAUAUGUGAGAUGGAUUUCGCGAAUCGCAAUAAUACGGCCAACAAGUUUGUCUGCCCCAGCGACAGGCAGCUGGCCCUGCGUGCCAAAUUGAAAGCCGGCUGGAGCAGCUCAAAGACCAAUGAACCGCUGCGCCCGGAGGAGCAGGAGGCGAUUAUUUCCGUGAUACGGCGGAAUGAGGAAAUCGAGAUUGCGGAACGGCAGCGUGUGGGCCGGCUUGUGGAGCGCGUGGAGAAGAUAAAGCUGCACGCCGUGGAGCGCGGCCCCAACUGCUGUCGCCUGUGCGGCGAUGCGUUUGGCCUGCUGCGGCCGCAGCGCAUCCUGUGCGAGGACUGCCGCAAGUCCGUGUGCACCAAGUGCAGCGUGGACAUCAACAUUAGGUACCACAACAGCGAGCGCACGCGCGAAAUUUGGCUGUGUCGCAUCUGCUCCGAGACGCGCGAGAUGUGGAAGAAGUCGGGCGCCUGGUUCUUCAAGGGCUUGCCCAACUACGAUAUGCCGGUGCGCAGUGCCAGCGCCGCCAAUACGCCCAUGUCGACGCCCAUGGCCGGGGGAGUGGGCGCCGGCGGUGUGGGCGCGUACGCUGGAGCCGGGGCAGGCAAGGGCGCCCGGGCCGUGCAGAGCUGCCAUGGCACGCCGGCGCGUGGCGCACGCAUCAAGAAGCUGACGAUACGCGUCAACGAUAGCAGCAGCAGCGCCAGCAACAGCAGCGCCAGCAACAGCAGCGCCAGCGGCCAGUCGGAGCCGGAGGAGGACCAGCUGGAUGCGGCCAAGUCGAGCACAGCGGCCGGCGCCGCUGGCCAGCGACUGCAGCGGGAUGAAAGCUUUCGACUGCGCGCCUACGGCUCCAUACGCAGCUUCAUCGAUGGCGGCGAACGCAAGUUGUCCAACUCCUUCUUGUUCGGCCGCCAGACGAACUCCAGGCCAGCGGACGGCCAGGACUAUGACAACAUCUCGAAUGCGUCCACAGUGGCGCAGCUGCGACGCGAGGGCAGCUUCAUGCGUCGCAGCUCGGUCAGCUCCUCGUGGUCGUUCAGCGACAGCUCCGGCUCGGGCAAUUCGGCAACGCAAAACACGCAAAACCCGCAGCAGCAAAAGCAACAACAACAACAACAACAACAACAACAACAACAGCAGCAGCAACACUGUCGCGAUCCUUUGCUAGGCUGGCUGGAGCUGGCGAUCAGCUAUCGGGAGAGCUUCCACAGCUUGGACUGCACGAUGGUGCGGGCCAGAGACUUGCCAGCGAUGGAUGCCAGCGGCCUCGCCGAUCCCUACUGCAAGCUGAACAUCGUAACGCCCGAGGGCCAUACGAAAUAUACGCGCUGGCAGCGCACCAAAACGGUUCACAAGACCCGCAAUCCCGACUUCAAUGAGACCCUCCAGUUCGUGGGCGUUGAGCCCGAGGAGCUGGGCAACUCGCUGCUCUACGUGGCGCUCUUCGAUGACGACAAGUAUGGACACGACUUUCUGGGCGCCGCCAAAGUCUGCCUAUCCACGGUGCAUAGCACAGCGCAGUACCGGAUCUCCGUGCCGCUGGGUGUGGAGGAUCAGUAUAGCAACGAGGCGGAGCUGUCGCAGAGCUGGCCAAAUGGCAAGAUGCUCAUCUCGCUGUGCUACAAUACGAAGCGGCGGGCGCUGGUUGUCAACGUGAAGCAGUGCAUCAAUUUGCUGGCCAUGGACAACAACGGCAGCUCGGAUCCCUUUGUCAAGCUGCAACUGAAGCCGGAUGCGCAUAAAAACAAGAAGCACAAGACGAGCGUCAAGUGGCGCACUUUGAAUCCCGUUUACAACGAGGAAUUCUAUUUCGAGGCCAGUCCGCACGAUCUGAACAAGGAGAUGCUCAUCCUCACCGUCUGGGACAAGGAUCUGGGCAAGAGCAACGACUUUCUCGGCAGCCUCCAACUGGGCGCCCAAAGCAAAGGCGAUCGCCUGCAGCAGUGGCUCGACUGCAUCCGGCUGCCCGAUCAUUUCCAUGAGAAAUGGCAUUCCCUGGCCAGCGAUAAUCCCACACAUUAGCCAACCAAUAUAGC